Messenger RNA from Poecilia reticulata (guppy), 2732 nucleotides. RefSeq lists its product as uncharacterized. Lineage: Eukaryota; Metazoa; Chordata; Actinopteri; Cyprinodontiformes; Poeciliidae. The record is from RefSeq and is a predicted model, not a curated record. Gene Ontology annotation, biological process: regulation of transcription by RNA polymerase II. Gene Ontology annotation, cellular component: nucleus. Gene Ontology annotation, molecular function: RNA polymerase II cis-regulatory region sequence-specific DNA binding; DNA-binding transcription factor activity, RNA polymerase II-specific.
CUUGCCACUCACAACAUGGCGGCGAAUGACGAGCUGACUGUGGGCGGAGCAAACAGAGGACGCAGGCAGUGGAAGGAAGGAGGACGCUUUGUUUUUGGAGCAGAAAGCGGCUGUUGGAAACGUCAGUUUCCCCCCAGAUGGACCUGCUGCGGCACAGAAAGCUUCACGGAGUUAGUUGCUGCAGAGAUGGAUCCGGUUCUAAACCUGGAAGUUCGGGUUCUGCUCCACAGAACAGACGUCCAACAGCAACAUGUCUGCAAACAGGAGAUGGUUCUGAAACAGGAGGACUCUGGUCUGGAUCAGGAGGAACCAGAACCGCUGAAUAUUAAAGAGGAGCAGGACGAGCAGAACCAGACUCCGACGGACGAACCAGAAAAACCAAACAAGUGCCAAAUGGACGUUUUCUUGGAUACUCGGCUUAUAAAACAGGAGAAUAUUUCCAGACCGAUCAAAGAGGAAGAGAAGAAUCCACGCUGCAGUCGGGCCGAAAAGCAGCUGGAAAUGAACCAGGAGACCAAGGCCGUCAUUUUGACCUCUGCUAACGAGAAACGAGACCAAAGUGACUCCGAACCAAACCGGAACCGGCUCAGAAGAACCAGCAGCGAAGCAGACACCUCACCCGACUCAGAGAGUCGGAGCAACACAGAAUCAGAUCGGAAACCUUUGCAGUGUUCCCACUGUGGGAAAACGUUUGUGUGUAGAGCCAAACUGAUGGCUCACACACGAGUUCACACCGGAGAGAAGCCAUUUGUUUGUAAAAUGUGUGGAAAAAGAUUCAGAACCAAUGAUUGCUUAAAGCGACAUGUUCUAAUCCACACAGGUGAGAAACCUGCGAUUUGUGAGAUCUGUGGGAAAAGAUUCAGUCGGAGCUGCUACUUAUCAAUCCACACCAGAACCCACACCGGAGAGAAACCGUACGAGUGUGAGGUGUGUGGGAAAAGUUUCCCCAGCAACUCUGCCUUGCGCAGUCACACCAGUGUCCACACGGCGGAGAGGCCACAUGUGUGUGAAGACUGUGGGAAAAGGUUCGGACGGAAGGGAACAUUGGACAAACACAGGAGAACCCACACCGGAGAGAAACCGUAUUUCUGUGAGACAUGUGGAAAACUUUUCAGAGAUAACUACACCUUAUCACAGCACAUAAAAAUCCACACGACGUAAUGAACCGGAGUGGAGUUGCCAUGGUGACCACAUGAUAAGUCCGACUGUAGUUUGCGUUCAUGAACAUUUCAAACUCAACACUGACACCAAGAAAUGAAUCAUUUAAAAAACUUUCCUAGUUUAUUACUCACAGCAAAACAUUGGUUUGUUUCUUUGCUUCUCUAUUUAGCAGCUGAGCUGCCAGAUGAUUAACAUCUUCUGCCGUUAAUUCGUGCCACAGCAGAAUGGAGCGUUGCCAUGGACACUAAAUCCAGACAUAAUUAUUUUGUAAAUCAGAAUUCGUAGUUGUGAAUUAGAUUUUUCAGGAUUGUAGAAUAAAAUGUAUGAACAUUUAACUAAUUAGAACAAACUAAGAAUCCAGAGAAACGAGCCCAAAGUCGGCAUCCUGCAUGUUUGAUUCUCUCCCUGGUUUAACACACCUGGACCAAAUGAUGCUCAUUAGAGGAACAGCGACUUCCUGAGGAGGUUGUUAUAGGACUAGAACCUGCAGGCCCUCCAGGAUCCACUUUUACACCCCGGCCUUGGAUCAGCUUCAUCAGAACAAGAAUCCAGAGAAACACCCACGACUUUAUAAAUCACUUAUUCUUAAACAUGCAGUUUAACUUUGUUUUCUUUUCCUUGGUUUGUUUUAUUGUAUUUCCGUUUAAUACAUGUAAAGCACUUUGAAUUGCCUUGUUGCUGAAUGUGCUUUAUAAAUAAAAUGACCUUCCAGUACAUCAACUAUCUCGGUGUGUAAAACCUAACUGAACAGUGGGGGGCCACACUUCUGCUAGCCUGACAGCAGAGCUACGAUUUAGCUUAGCACUAACAGCUAGCUUUAAAACUUUAGUGCACUUAGUUUCCCCUACAAUAACAUUUUCAGAUACAUUUUAAAGCGCUAAUUGACUUGGCUGUUUUGUUAAAGUUUGAGGUCUGUUGAAUUCUUCACAGAUUUUAUUUUGAAGUGAGUGAAGAUCGUUUACACAGGAUUUCCAUUUCAACAAAUUUUCACAUUCCCCAAAAACCAAACGAACAUUCAGGAACAAAAUAAGAUUGAUUUGUUCAAUAUAAUUUUGUCACUAAAGCGUUUGUCAUGUCCUCCUCCACCUGUGAUGCUGUGCAUAAAAUGCCAUGUUGGUGUUGUGCUUUAGCAUUAGCCGCUGCUAAUGCUAAUGCUAAUGCUAGUGAUUUUCUGUUUCAUAUGAGCAGUAAAAACCAGGAGGGAAGAGAAACCCAACAGUAUUUUCAUUUUGAAUCUGUUUAUUUAUGAUUAUAAGGCCACUGUGGACUGUGCAGAAGUUGGAAAGGAGAACAGAAAUUAACCGACACCAGAACCCAGCGACACCCGUCCAGUUCAGUUCCUCUCCUCCAGGAGUAAAAGUCUCAGUCUUUCCGACCCAAACUGCCGUUUAUGGAUCAGGACCAGGCUGGAGUGUUUUAAGGCCACUUCCCAUCUACGUGAUAAGUGAUAUGAAGAACAAAAACUUCUUCUUUGGUUUCUUCUGCCAAACUUAGAGGAUAAGAGAUGUUUUCACACAAUCAGCCGUCGGAGUGAAGAAAAUGCAAGAAUUAAUUAACUGAAGCAGUGGAUC